AUGGUUGAUGACCACCUCGACGCAGUCCACUACCUCCAGUCCUAUUGUGCCGUCGUCUCUGUUAUCAUCAUGUGCGUCCACGGAGCCCUCUACCUCCUCUGCUUCGCCCACUGCCCGCACAACCAGAUCGCGUCGUGGGCCAACAUCCCGGGCGCGUCCAUCACCAUGUGCGACGCGGCCAAGGCGCGCGCCAAUGCGGCCGGCGCGCAGGGCAAAUACGACGGCGCCGUUACCGAGCACGUCCCCGCCUCCAAGGACAUCAGCUUAGUGGUCAACCCGUACUGCUGCAAGAAGGGAGAGGACGGGUACGAGGAGAACGAGUCGGCCAACUCGCACCACUACUACUGGUGCGACAAGUGCGCCGACGACAAGAAGAAGCCCAGGUACCCACGCACGACGGUGAGCGAGUAG
Messenger RNA from Lasiosphaeria miniovina, 411 nucleotides. RefSeq lists its product as uncharacterized. The transcript has 4 exons. The record is from RefSeq and is a predicted model, not a curated record. NCBI's taxonomy places the organism in Eukaryota, Fungi, Ascomycota, Sordariomycetes, Sordariales, Lasiosphaeriaceae. Bases 1 to 411 code for a protein of 136 amino acids.